Molecule: messenger RNA, 1989 nt
Organism: Ilyonectria robusta
Lineage: Eukaryota; Fungi; Ascomycota; Sordariomycetes; Hypocreales; Nectriaceae
Product: fungal-specific transcription factor domain-containing protein
Exons: 3
Coding region: 1-1989 (662 amino acids)
Biological process (GO): regulation of DNA-templated transcription; DNA-templated transcription
Molecular function (GO): DNA-binding transcription factor activity, RNA polymerase II-specific; zinc ion binding; DNA binding
Source: RefSeq, a predicted model, not a curated record
AUGGAAGAUGAAGAUGCAUCCAAAAGCUCUGCGACUCAGCAGAGCCGGGCCUUGACGUCUCCGGAAGCCUCCCUUGCUCUGUCGACGCAGUACCGGACCACUGUGCGGUCUUGCCUGACAUGCCACCACCGCAAGAUCCGCUGUGACAAGAGAUCGCCGUGUUCGAAUUGUGCGCGCAACAAUGUCUUGUGUUGCUAUCCUGGGAUUGAGCAGGUUCGUCACCGCCCACAGAGGACGACGAUUGGUGAGAUUUCCGCACGUCUCGCACGCCUCGAGCGGACAAUUUGUGCUAUCACAGAGAAUGGGCCAACAACACCAGACUUGGACCGCAAACCUGCCGCAGAAAUCACCGCUCCGCACAGCGAUGGGGCAACGGGUGAGGGUCCGAGGGCGGAAUCGUCUCCUGAGGAGCUGCUGGUGCAGGAUGGCGAUACAAGUCGCUACAUCAAUGAAGUUAUCCUGUCGCGAAUUCUAGACAAGGAACGAGAGCUCCAGGCGGUCAUGAGGAGUUCCAGUGUCAAUAGCACCAGGGCCGGGAAUCCAUGGUCGUCUGAUAUCGGAGGCAUAUUUCAUCACUUCAAUCCAUCCGCGACUGACGUGCAAGGCUGCUAUCCAGGAAGGUGGCAUGCUUUGCAGCUAUGGCGAACCUUUCUCAAUAACGUUGAUCCUAUUAUCAAAAUCCUUCAUAUUCCAACCGCCCAAGCGACCAUUUAUACGGCGAUAAACAACCCAGCCAACGCGGAUGCUGAUCUGCAUGCGCUCCUGUUCGCAAUAUACUUCGCCGCAGCAACUAGUCUAUCGGCUGCCGAUGCGUCUAAUUUACUUGGGCAAGACAGAAGCACGAGUCUGACCAAAUUUAAGCAAGGACUAGAGCAUUCUUUGGCGACCGCCAACAUAUUUGACUCACCAAGCUUGACAUCAUUGCAAGCCAUAACAAUAUACAUUACAUGUCUCCGCGCUUUCAAUACCGGGCGAGCAGGCUGGGCACUCAAUGGUCUGUCUAUUCGACUUGCUCAAUCAAUUGGCUUGCACAGAGAUGGAAGCAACCUUCGUCUUUCUCCUUUUGAAUCAGAAAUGCGAAGGCGUGUUUGGUGGUACUUGUGUGCUGGAGAUUCACGUGCACCAGAAGACCUUGGGAUUUCUGUCUGCAAUGCCGAUCAAUCUUCUGACACGUGUUUGCCGCUCAACAUCGAUGACAAUGAGCUGUCUCCCGACAUGCAAGACCUGCCGGCGCCGAAGCCGAAGUGGACCGAAAUGACCUUCACCCUUAUUAAGAUCGAGGUUUGCUCGAUGAUUCAGAAGGUCACCCAAAGGCCAGCAGCGUCUUCUGAUGGCGUACGAAGUGAGUCAUCUAGGGCUCAAGUCCUAAAUGAUUGCAGAACCCGUCUCGAACAUAAAUACCUCAGAUACUGUGAUGACAAUAUCCCAAUACAGCGAGCGUCAUCACUACUAAUACCCCUAAUCCUAGCGAAGCUGGAGUUUGUCUUACAACAGCAGUCAUCAUGGCAUCACGGUUCACCGAAAACCGCAUCCGAUGCGAACGAAGACACUCUGAUAUCAGCCUGCCGGUUACUGGAGAUGAAUCUAAACCUGCAAAGAGAUGAGCUAUUGAGAGGCUUCCACUGGUAUUUGGGGACCUACACUCAGUAUCAUCUUCUUACGUACUUACUCUGGUACCUUUGCGUAAAGCCCGACGGGCCGAACGUGGAGCGGGCAUGGAACGCACUUGACUGCUCCUUCCAACUCGCGGAACAUAGCCAACUUACCACUGAGCCAGAAUCGAAAUGGACAAUUCUUCAGCUACUGAGAAGGAAAGCCUUACUCACACGGGAGACGUACAACGCGGCUCUCGCACAGGGAUUUGGGAUGGCAUAUUCGGCUGGCGAAUUCGGCGAUCCUGCCGAUAUUAAACUAAGCGAAACUUGGAACUGGGACAUGACCAACCCCGCGGGUUUCCAGGAAUGGAGCAACAUGGGUGCAGGGUUUUGA